Lucilia sericata (common green bottle fly) is the source of this 2428-nucleotide messenger RNA. RefSeq names its product glycine-rich cell wall structural protein 1.8-like. The transcript has 2 exons. The record is from RefSeq and is a predicted model, not a curated record. Lineage: Eukaryota; Metazoa; Arthropoda; Insecta; Diptera; Calliphoridae.
UGGUUUGCUAAAAUCAAUUGUAUUUUUAACAUGACACGAACGAGAAGUAGUUGUAGUAAUAGAAUGUUUAACAGCAGAAUGUCCGCCAUUAACUGGGGGAGGAAUCGAAGGAAUUUUCUAAAAGCAGCCACAAUUUUACUAGUGAUUAGCAGCAAUCAGUUGAGAGGUGCAAUGGCUGGUGGUUAUGGUGGCUAUGGCGGAGGUGGAGGUUUAGCUGGCAGUUCAGCUUCGGCCAGUGCUUCAAGUUUUGCUUCAAGUGGUGCUGGUGGUUGGAGUGGUGGUGCUGGCGGUGGGGGAGGUGGUGGCAAUCCAUUUUUGCCUGGUGGUGGUGGUGGCCAUGAUGGAGCUGUGGUCUCCAUACGCAAGGAAGUCAAUUUAAAUAAUCUUAAACAUGGCAUAAGUGGUGUUUUAGGUGGUAUUUUGGAUGGUGUUGGCAAGUUGCAUGGUGCUGCGGCAAGUGCUGGAGGUGGUGGCCUAUUUUUGGGUGGCGGCGGAGGAGGUGGAGGAGGAUAUGGUGGUGGCGGUGGAGGAGGAGGUGGUUUUGGCGGAGGCGGCGGUGGUUCUGGUAAACCUGGUAAUCCAUUUUUAGGCGGCCGCAAGCCAGGCGGUGGUGGUUUUAUUGGUGGUCCUGGCAAGAAACCAGGUGGAGGUGGUGGUUCAGCACCUUGGCAACCUGCGGUUAAUCCUGGCGGUGGUGCUGAUGACUGGCAUCCUGCUGAUAACAAUGGUCUCAAUAACCCAGUUCCACAGCCUGACUUGACUUAUGUACCCCCACCGGCACCAUCACCGGGUAAAGGUCAUGGAGGUCCUGUUGGUCCUGGUGGCUAUGGAGCAGGUGGUGGUGGCGGUGCUGGUGCUGGAGGUGGUGGUGGAGGAGGUGCUGGUGCUGGCGGUUUUGGCGGCGUUGGAGGUAGUGGAGGUUAUGGCGGAGGGCCAGGUGGUCCUGGCAGCCCAGGUGGAUAUGGAGGUUCUGGUGCUGGCGGCGGUGGUGGAGGAGGAGGUGGAGGUGGUGCCGGUGGUGGUGGAGGUUCUGGUUCUUAUGGUGGUAAAGGAAGUGCAGGAGGUUAUCCGGGAGCACCUGGAAGUCCUGGCAGCCCUGGUGGUUAUGGAGGUUCAGGUGGUGGUGGCGGUAGUGGAGGAGGAGGUGGUGCAAGGGGUGGAGCAGGUGCUGGAGGUUAUGGAGGAGGACCCGGAAGUCCUGGCAGCCCUGGGGGCUAUGGAGGUUCCGGUAGCCCAGGAAGUCAUGGUGGAGUAGGUGGAUACGGCGGAUCUGGUGGUUCUGGGUAGUCAUGGUGAUACUGGUGGAUAUGGAGGAGGCGGUUCCGGUGCCGGCGGUGGUGUGCAGGAGCUGGUGGUGGUGCAGGUGCUGGUGGUGGUGUAGGAGGUGGAUAUGGUGGACCAGGAGGAUCAGGUGGUCCUGGUGGUGCUGGAGGUUAUGGCGGUAGUGGAGCUGCUUCCGGCGGUGGUUCAGGAACUGGCGGUGGCUCUGGAGGAUCGGGUGGAUAUGGUGGUCCUGGUGGAGCUGGAGGUUAUGGCGGUAGUGGAGCUGGUUCCGGUGGUGGUUUAGGAACUGGCGGUGGCUCUGGAGGAUCUGGUGGCCAUGGUGGUUUAGGUGGAUACGGUGGUUCUGCAGGUGGAGGCGCUGGUGCCGGAGGUGGUGGUGGUGCAGGUGCAGGCAGUGGUGUCGGUAAAGGUUAUGGUGGUGCUGGGGGUCCAGGUGGUUAUGGUGGUUCAGUAGGUGCAGGCAGUCCGGGAGGCCAUGGCGGUUCAGGAGGUUAUGGCGGUUCUGGUGCAGGAGGUGGUGCUGGAGGAGGUAGUGGAUUAGGCGGUGGAGACGGAGGUGGUUUUGGUGGUCCCGGAGGUCAUGGUGGUUUCGGUGGAUUGGGCGGUUUAGGUGGCGGUGGUGGUAAAGAUUUUCUUAGUUUUAUACCGGGUCUCGGUGGAGCUGGUGCCUUCAGCGGUGCUGGUGCAUCUAGUUUUGCUGGAGCUGGCAGUGGCUCCUUUGGAUUUGGCGGACCUGGCGGUAUUGGUGCAGGCUCUCCCGGUGCAGCCAGUGGCGGCCAUGAUGGUAGUUGCGCCAAAUGUAGUGGUGGUGUCGGUGGUGGUUACGGUAAAGCUGGUGCUUUUGCCAGUGCUUCAGCUUCUUCCUCAGCGUAUGCUAAAAGUUAUUAAGAACAUUAUGAUCUGAUAUAUUUUUAAGUUAAAAAAAAUAAUCAUCAUUAAAUUAAUAGUUUAGAAAAACUAACUUAGUAAUAUAAUUUUCGAUAGAGGUAAUUUCUUUACAAAAGACAUAUUAACGAAAAAACGUGUAUGUGUAUAAGUAUGUAUGUUGUAUAUAAAUAUUAUUUUGUAAAAUUUUUGUUAAAAUAUACUCAUAGUUUUUGUAAUUAAUACAUUUUUUUAUUCCACUAAUAAAUUACUUUUUUAU